UUAGCUAGUAGAUUCUUUAUAAUUCUGUAAAUAAUAUUCAACAUAAUUAUAGUGAACUCAAACAGUUCUGACCGCAACAAUCAUGGUUAUAAUGGACACAGGCGAAAGUGUUGGUACUUUAGAAGAACAAGCACUCAAAAGAAAAGAAAGGCUCAAAAAUUUGAAACGCAAGAAUCCUAGUAAUGAAAAUUCAUCGAAUGAUACGCCUGCUGACGUUGUGCCACUUCCCAAACCAAAAUUCAGAAGCUACAAACCGCAGGAUGACUCACUCCUGGAAGCCAAAUUAGAUGAUGCUGAACCUGCAGCAGUGGAGGCAGAAGUCAAAGAUUUGCUUGAAGCGGGAAAAGAGAAGAUAGUGUUGCAAGACUUAGACAUAUCAAGUUUAGCUCCAAGGAAACCAGAUUGGGAUCUCAAAAGAGAUGUAGCCAAGAAACUGGAGAAACUAGAAAGGAGAACACAAAAAGCUAUAGCGGAAUUGAUAUGGGAAAGAUUAAAACAGGGCAAUGAAGACAAUCUUGGAGCCAUGGUCACCAUGUCAGAUACCAGAGCUACUGAUGAAGACUGACACAAGUGUCAAAUACAUUUUAGCAAAUUAUU
Messenger RNA from Spodoptera exigua (beet armyworm), 597 nucleotides. The record is from the annotation of a GenBank genome assembly. Lineage: Eukaryota; Metazoa; Arthropoda; Insecta; Lepidoptera; Noctuidae.